AGUAUGGAGAAAACAAAAUACUAUGGAAGUCAAUGGGGUCCUUCAAAUGUUUGGUUAGACACAUUGUUUGAUAUAUCCUGUUUUGUGCUCAGCAGAUGAAAGAAAUUCAUACAGGUUUGUUUGGAACAGCUUGUGGGAGAGUAAAUGAGGACAGAAUGUUUAUUUUUGGGUGAACUAUCCCUUUAAUAUGAUCUGACAGAACCUCUGUCCCUUGAACUCCUUAGCAUAGAUUCUCUUCAUAUGAACAUCAGAAUUAUUCACAGGACCAUCUCAGGAUUAUGUUGACCACAUUCAUAAGUGUAACCAACACAACAGGCCCUUUACAAACUUGAAAGAGGGGAAAGUAAGCCCUCCAGUGGCUGCUGAGAUAAAGCACAGAAGUCAUGCUGAAUAUAUUUUCAUUUGGGACAUUUAGUCAUUAGUGACAGCUCAGCUUUACACUUUUGGAACAAUAAAUUGAAUUAUAAUUGGAUCCACUUUUGGUUUCUACUGUUAGUCCAGCCUGAUUUCUUGACAUUAGCUUUGGAAAGUACUUCUGGUUUGAACACGUUGUUUGCUUUUUCAUUUACAUUUAUAAAACUUAUAUAUUACACUUAAAUUAUUGUAGCCUAUAUAGGUUAGUUCAAUUAUGUUAAAUAAUAUAAUAAACUUGAAUAAAACCAGAUAAUUUAGAUGUUACCAUUUUUUUCAGUGACUAUAUGAGUGCUUGAUCUCUAGACACAAAAGCGUUCUAGAGAAAAGUCCUACAGUAAAAUGUAUGUUAUCUGCACCGCAAGGUUUUCAUAAUGCAAAUGUAACGACCAGCUAACAUGAUUAUCAGCAACGCCUGCUCCAAACGCAGAGGGAGCUUUUAGUGUUUAGUGGAUGUUAUUUUGGGGUUCUUCAGGAGGAUGUUGGUGUCCAUUUAAUGGAAUCUGACCUGCACAUGCAGUGACUGCUGUUUAUGUACUAACAGGAAUAAGCUACUGUCAGUUUCAACGAGUUUCUCUUGAAAAGUCUGGCUGUAGCAGACCUUGAAGGUAUAUGUUUUUAUUAUUAUUGUUAUUAUUUAAUGUAUUCUUUGUAUCCAGAUGUACAGUUGCAUGAAAAAGUAAGGGAACCACUUGCAGAAUCUGUGAACAUGUGAAUAAUUUUAGGAAAAUAAGAGAGAUUGGGGGAAUUGUCCAAAUGGUCCAGAUGUCCAAAAUUUUCUUAUUUUGUUGAAAUGUAAUUUUUUUUUUCAUCUCCAUCCAAAUUCAACUUUUUUUCUUUUCUUUUUUUUGUCUUGUGGACUAUAUGUAAAUAUCUUUUAUGUAAAAUAUCUUACUCAGGACAGUGAAUAAAAAAUAACAUGCAUUUUGUAUGAUCUCUCAUUUUGUUAAAAUUAUUCACAUUUUCACAGAUUCUGCAAGUGGUUCACAUACUUUUUCAUGCAAUUGUAUUUGUUUUAUGGUUAACUAAGUAAAAUGUAAUGCUUUGUGGUCACAGGGGACUGGCUUCAGUAAUGGAAACGGACAGUAUUAUCACAGAAACUCAGAUAAAUAGAUACCCAAAAUAUGAGAGAAGCGAUGAUACUCAGUCGACGUCAAGUUCACGGAUUGUUUGUGAUGGAUGUCGAAGAAAACUCAGAAGUUUGUUGCCGGUAAACUAUAAAGAAGAAAUUAUAAAGCUGCUAAAACUGGCUGGACCAGUGUUUAUAUCUCAGCUGAUGAUCUUUCUGAUCAGCUUCAUCAGCACUGUGUUCUGUGGACAUUUGGGGAAAACUGAACUGGCCGGUGUGGCUCUGGCUAUUGCUGUUAUUAAUGUGUCCGGCAUCUCCAUUGGCUCUGGAUUGGCGUCUGCAUGCGAUACACUCAUCUCUCAGACGUUUGGGAGUAAUAAUCUGAAGCGGGUGGGUGUGAUACUGCAGAGAGGGAUUCUCAUCCUCCUGUUGGCCUGUUUCCCCUGCUGGGCGCUGCUCAUCAACACAGAGCCAAUCCUGCUGGCUGUCCGGCAGAAUCCCAGUGUGGCCAGUCUGUCACAACUCUAUGUAAAAAUAUUCAUGCCUGCUCUGCCUGCUGCCUUUAUGUAUCAGCUGCAGGGAUUGUAUCUUCAAAAUCAGGGUAUUAUUUGGCCUCAGGUCAUCACAGGAGCAGCAGGGAACAUCCUCAACAUUUUAAUAAACUACAUCUUUCUUCAUCUGCUUGAUCUUGGUGUGGCAGGAUCUGCUGCUGCGAAUGCAAUUUCCCAGUAUUCCUUGGCCGUGAUUCUCUUUGUGUACAUCCAAUGUAUGGGUCUGCAUAAAGCCACCUGGGAUGGCUGGUCUUGUGACUGUCUGCAGGAAUGGGGAGCCUUCAUGCACUUGGCUCUUCCCAGCAUGCUCAUGCUUUGUGUGGAUUGGUGGACAUUUGAGAUUGGUGGAUUCCUGGCAGGACUCAUCAAUGAGGUUGAGCUGGGCGCUCAGUCUGUCAUCUAUGAGCUGGCCAGCAUUAUGAAUAUGUUUCCAAUGGGAUUUGCAGUGGCAGCCAAUGUGAGGGUGGGAAAUGCUCUUGGAGCUGGAAACACAGAACAAGCCAAGCUGUCUGCCAAAGUGUCUUUAAUCUGUGGACUACUUGUUUCCUGUGUGAUUGCAACGAUAAUUGGAGGUACUAACAACAUUAUUGGAUACAUCUUUAGCAGAGAUGAGGAAAUUGUCCUCAGAGUUUCACAGGUCAUGAUCCUGUAUGGCUUUAUUCAUCUCUUCGAUGCCACUUCCGCUAUUACAGGUGGCAUUGUCAGAGGUGCUGGAAAGCAGCUGCUUGGUGCUCUUUGUAACAUUGUGGGAUAUUAUUUUGUGGGAUUCCCAGUUGGAGUGUCUCUGAUGUUUGCUCUUGACAUGGGCAUAAUUGGUCUGUGGAUUGGGUUUUUUGGGUGUGUUUUCCUACAGUCUUUGUUCUUCAUUAUCCUCAUUUACAAACUGGACUGGAAAAAAGUGACUCAAGAGGCCUUGAUCAGAGCUGGUGUACAAGCCCCUGAGAACAAAGAUGAAUCUUAUGCUAUGGAAAAUAAGGGCUGCACAGAAGAAGAGCCAGAAGAGUCCCAGCACACUGAAGAAGGCCAGACAGAUGCAAACACAGAUCUGGAAGGACUCGGUAAAGGAGAAGGAGGGAUAACGGACGCUGGCACAAAGGUCACAGUUGGAGAGGUUUUGACCACCAAACAGCUGGUUGUUCGUCGAGGACUUGCGUUUUUUUUCAUGCUACUUAUACUAGCUGGAGGGAUUAUGCUAAAUGAGCUUCUUACUUGACUUCUCAGAUGAGUACAGUAAAUGCAGAGCUUUGUCUGAUCUGAAAAUUUAAAAACUUUGCCACUGCCCAGGCCAUCUAUGCAAAUAUAAUAGAAUUUGAUGUGAAUAAUUGUAUUGUCUCAUCUCAUUCUGUGCUUUUAAAAGUUGUAGACAGCAUUAGUGAAGCGUUCCACUGCAUCUAUUGUCGCGUUUUAUUCAAGACACUUUUAUAUUUAUUUAUUUUUUUUUUUAUUGAAAGCACCAGUGUUAACAUUCAAAAUCUGUUGUUGUCAGGAAUUUGUGUGUUUUGCCUUUUGUUUUUGGAUUUGUCUUCUGUGUUUUCAGUUUGACCCAGUUUUUCUCAUGUGUUUUACCAGUUAAUUCCUAUCACCUAUGCCUUGUCUAUCACCUUGUUAAUCAUCUCGUUUGCUCAUUAGUUGCCUGUGUAUAUAAGCCUUCAGUCUGAGUCUGGUCUUUGUCCUGUAUUGAUGUUGUUUUUAAGGUUAAAGUGGGCUAUUGUUUGCCUGUAUGUUCCUGUAAUGCUUUUUGGAGUAAAUAUUAUUGGAUUUGAAUUCUUCUUCGUCGUGUGCUUCUCUUCAGCUACUUAACCGUGACAGAAUACAGGACCAACAACAAAGAAACUAAGAUGGGCAUUCUCCUCACCCCAGUUAACUCUGCUGAUCUACUGAUCACCUGCUUCCAAGACGGCCGCCCAAUCGAGAACUAUGUUGAAGAGUUCCUUGAACUUUCUAAUCAGGUAACCUGGGAUGAUAACACUCUAAAGACAGUUUUUUUUUGGUGUGGUCUUUACCAGGAAGUUCCAGCAACAACCACCACCUGUUCCCUGAUUCAGUAUAUUGAAUAUGUGCUGUGGUUGGGUGGUUCUUCCCUCACAGUUGGUGAGACACCACCACAACUCAGCCACAGUCACCCUUGCCCAUUCCUGAGCAUAGUUCCAUCAUGACCGCCAUUCCACAGCCUUGUCCCAAGAUGACUGCCAUUCUAGAGCCUCGUCCCAAAAUGGCUGCCAUUCUAGAGUCUCAUCCUGCUAUGGCUGCUGAAUCUGAGCCCUCAGCCAAUAUGGCCACCGUACCUGUGCCCUCAGCUAAAAUGGCUGCCGCGUCUGAACCCUCAGCCGAAAUGGCCGACUACACCUGAACCCUCAGCCACGAUAGCCACCAAAUCUGAGCUUUCAGCCAAGACGGUCGCCACCAUGCCCAUGACACUGUCUCCCUUCCUCGUCCCGAGUCCAGUGGUGACUCCCUUCCUCGUCCCGAGUCCAGUGGUGACUCCCUUCCUCGUCCCGAGUCCAGUGAUGGCUCCAGUCCCUGAGCUCUGCCCUGUUCCCAUUCCAGAGACCCAUCCAGUCCAUAAACCCAUAGCUCCUCCCAAGAAAAUUGGGGGUGGGGGCUAUACGUCCCCGGCCUUCGUAGCCAAGCCUGGCUGCAUCGGCAAGGCCAUGAAAGCUGAGCCUCCCUUGUCUCCUGAGCUGCCAGCACCGCCAUGGCUUCCUGAACAGCCGGCUCCGCCCUGGUCCCCUGAACUUCCGAAGCCACCCUGGAGGCUCCCUAACCUGCCAGCACCGCCCUGUUCACCUGCCCGUGACCUCCAGGACUUCAGGGUGCCCGACUCCCCUCCCCGGUUGGACUCUUGUUGGCGCGGGGUCGCGCCUUCCGGGAGGGGGGAGUAAUGUCAGGAAUAUGUAUAUUUUGCCUUUUGUUUUUGGAUUUGUCUUCUGUGUUUUCAGUUUGACCCAGUUUUUCUCAUGUGUUUCACCAGUUAAUUCCUAUCACCUGUGCCUUGUCUAUCACCUCAUUAAUCAUCUUGUUUGCUCAUUAGUUGCCUGUGUAUAUAAGCCUUCAGUUUGAGUCUGUUCUUUGUCCUGUAUUGAUGUUGUUUUUAAGGUUAAAGUGUGCUAUUGUUUGCCUGUAUGUUCCUGUCAUGCUUUUUGGGCCAGCAUGAUAUAUGGUAAUACCACCAAUGUUUUUUGCAUAUGCCUGUUUUCAUGACCUUUACCGAAACUGAACACCUGCACUGAUUUCAGUAUCUUUACAAACACAAACAGCACCAACUGGACAGUGGGUGAAGAUAUUAGCAUGUAAACUGGAUUGAAAACAUUGGAACAUUUUUCUGUUGUUUUUCAUUCUACCAAUGUGGUGGUGGUGGUGGGGUUGGUGGUGGUGUUGUUGUUGUUGUUGUUCUUUUUCUUUUUCUUCUUCUUCUUCUGCCCAUAGAAUCGCUAGCGGAAAAGUUGAAAUUUGGUACACUGAUAUAGGACAGUCUGAACUGUCACCAUAGCAAAUUUGGAGUCUAACUCAAUCCCUCUAGCGCCACCAACUGUCCAAAUUUGCACUCAUGUAUAUGGUAAAUAACUUUAAAACUUUUGAACUGUACAGGCUAGAAACAAAAUUAUUUUUUCCUCUGAUUCCUUGGCUCACAACAAUUCAGCGGCCCUAUGACCUCAUUUUCCAUCAUGAAUUUUGAAUUUUCUGAAAAAAAGUUCUUGAGUAAGGCGCAAGGGAAUUUGACAAAGUGCCUGCCAAAAUGAACGUGAGGCUCAAUGAGGCUGUCUGCACAGUUUCCUAGUGUUUGGGAGAAAAAAAAAAAACAGCUAUUUUUGCUUAUAACUUCUGAAUGGUUUGGCCAAAAAUCAAAUCACAAAACUGAUGCAGCAUGCAGCAUACUGAGACAAACGAUACUCAGUUUUCCCAUAUCGGCCAUUUUGGGCAUUGACUAUUUUGAAUUUUAUUGUAAAAUGCUAUAUUUUACAAAUGCAAUGGCGUAUUGUUACGAAACUCAGUAUGUGUCUUCGGCACCAUGUCCUGACAGUACUCAAAAAGUUUCAGGGCAGCGCCACCUAAUAAAGUGCUUCUGAAGCGAAAUGAUG
Molecule: messenger RNA, 6110 nt
Organism: Ctenopharyngodon idella (grass carp)
Lineage: Eukaryota; Metazoa; Chordata; Actinopteri; Cypriniformes; Xenocyprididae
Gene: slc47a2.2
Product: solute carrier family 47 member 2, tandem duplicate 2
Exons: 18
Coding region: 1451-3244 (597 amino acids)
Biological process (GO): xenobiotic detoxification by transmembrane export across the plasma membrane
Cellular component (GO): membrane
Molecular function (GO): antiporter activity; xenobiotic transmembrane transporter activity
Source: RefSeq, a predicted model, not a curated record